AUGCCUCCUAUGCCACCAGCUACCCGUCAGCCCAAGACUGGAAAUUCCGUCCCUCAAAUUAGGCAGCUUCUUUCAAAUCUCAAUUAUGACCCGCAGGUACCAGAACGGGAGCUUCUCAAAGACAGUGUCCGGAGAUUUAGUCGAGACUUCGUCACCAAGGAUGGGACCCGCUGUCAAGCUCUGAACCAAUGGUCCUCUUCUGUUCAUCAGUCUGGUCUCGAAGAAAUGGCCGCCUCUUUCCUGUCGGAAUUUGGCUCAAGGUUUUGGCCUUGUGAUCCGACGAUGUCUAAUCACAAUCCAGCCUUGGUCUGGCCGCUACAUGAACAAAAGCUCACGGAAAUUCUGAAGCAACUGUUUUACCGGAAAAAUGCGCAUCUGAUAAAGAACACGAAAAGAAAGACUAGGUUGAUGGGAGUAUCGGGACUAUGGAACGCAUCAACAGGUGAAGAGUCAAGCCCACACGUGAUUGAGGAAUCUGUAUGUAUUGGCCGACAGCGACGAAACAUCCUAGGAGGCAAUGUUUCCAUCAAAGCUGAAAUGGGCAAUUAUGACCCAGAGGAACAUUCGGAGGAACAUUCGGAGGCGGACCUUAUCACAGAACGGGUUUCCCAUCCCCCAAUCUUGGGGACGGAAGACGCGCAGACAGGACCCAACCAUUUCUCUUCACUCCAGCAUCCGGAGGAGAUGGAAACACAUAACGAAGAACGCGAAACCUACUGUUCCAGUUCCGAAAGUAUAAUCAGCGCAGAUUUAGUCGGUAACGACUACUACCAAGCCCCUUCAGCGUCCUUAAUGAGCGAGCCGGAGCCUUCUCGGCAUUCACCGACACCCGAGCAGCCUCCGUCCAGACCUGAUGUAAUUUUUCGGCUCAUCGAGUCACGAGCUCCAUUUUACGAAGGAUCGCAAUGGUACCCCAAAGGCAACUUUAGUGACAAGACUUUGUCUCAGCUCAAGGAAGAGCUGCCUCUGCCCUUCGUGAGUGAGGCGAAAUACUUCGGGUUCACCUUGACUGGUCCUCAGUUUCUGAUGAGCACCCCCAAAGGUGGAUUGAUUAUUCAAAAGGACGUGUUUUAG
Messenger RNA from Clonostachys rhizophaga, 1074 nucleotides. Lineage: Eukaryota; Fungi; Ascomycota; Sordariomycetes; Hypocreales; Bionectriaceae. The record is from the annotation of a GenBank genome assembly.